Molecule: messenger RNA, 1981 nt
Organism: Emiliania huxleyi CCMP1516
Lineage: Eukaryota; Haptophyta; Isochrysidales; Noelaerhabdaceae
Exons: 4
Coding region: 1-1776 (591 amino acids)
Source: RefSeq, a predicted model, not a curated record
AUGCCCGAUGUCGAGGCAGGCAACGUGGCAGGAGGCGUCCAGGGCCAGAUUAAGCAGCAGCUCUUUGGCCGAUGCUAUCGGCUGAUUAUCCUCGGGCUCUGCUUGCUGGUGACAGGGAUGACGAUUGCAGUCGGCGCUCUCGCCGGGGAGCUGGUUGUGCUCAGGACACCGUCGCCUCCGCCUCCACCCUCGCCAUCACCUCCGCCACCGCCGCCCUCGCCAUCACCGCCGCCACCGCCGCCCUCGCCAUCACCGCCGCCACCGUGGUGGCAUCAGCCCCCGCCGCCGCCGCCGCCAUCGCCCUCGCCUCCGCCGCCGCCGCCGUCGCACUCGUCGCCGCCAUUGGAUGCCCGUAUGUGCGAAGACGGCAGUAGCGUCGCGCUGCCGCAAGACCUUGGUGGUGACGUUCCAUCCAUUCUCGUCGACGGCACUUACUAUGCUUGGGCGUCGCCAUGCUCGGGCGGCUGCUCGUCGAUCAACGACUUGCUGGGAUGGUACUACUGCUCAGAGACUGAGUGGGCUAGUCGCCCAAGCAAUUCAGCACUCUGGGCGCAAGGUGAGGCGAGCUGCGCAGUUGGCGCUGGCGGCGGCGGCGGCAGUGAAGGCAGUGAGGACGGCAUCGAAGAGGGCAUCGCGAGCAUCGAGGGCCGCCUCGAGGGGCUCGGCGCCAGCCGCGGCCACCGCGACGUCACGGCGCAGGCCGCCGCAUCUGCCGACGCGCCCUACGUGCUGCUCGGCGUCAUCUCCAACCCUCCGAACUUCAAGCAGCGGGCGCUGCUGCGGCGGUUCAACGCGCAGACCGGCGGUCGGCGCGGCGACGGGCGCGUGCCAGGCCGCGGGCCGCAGGUGGGCGUCGAGUUUGUUGUUGGCAGCGAGCACCACAAGACGCCUCCGGCCCGGCUCUCGCAGAAGCUCGCUGCGGAGGCGGACCAGUUUGGCGACUUGCGCUUCGUCGCCGCGCGGGAGGCGAUCCCAAACGCGUGCGGCGGCGGGUGGGGGGGGCCGCUGGACGCGAUCCGCCAGAUGGAGGACCCGGCCAACCACUGCGCGCGCGCCGAGGGGCCGUUCCCGCAGGGGACGGGCACGCUGACGUGCAUGUCGCGCGCACUCGCCCUGCUGACUGCGCGCGACGAGCGGUUCGGGGAGUGGCUCGCCGUCGCGCGCGCGAGGAACGACUACGGCGCGCCGUGCCAGACUGCGGCGGCGUGCGCCGCGCACCCGCCCGCGACGCACAUGUGGCACCACGAGGACGCCGGCGUGUCGUACAACGUGUGGCGCUCGCUGGCGCGCGGCAUCGCCGCGUCGACCGGGGACGGCUCCCCCUCGGCGCCGCCCGCCGGCGCGGCGCAGGGCGCGGGGGGCGGCGCCGGCGGCGGGGUCGGCGGGCGGAAGGUGUACGUCGUGCACCUGCCGGAGAAGGGGUGGUUCUGGCCGUGGUUCAACGAGGCCGCCUUCUCGCCGCCGAUGUCGGCCAAGGCGAUCGUGGUGCACAAGGUCGUCGACGAGGCGCUGUGGGCAAGGGUGCGUGCGGCGUGGGACGUCGCGGCGCCGCUGCCGCGCGUCGUGGCGGACUGCUCGCAGACGUGCGCCUCGUGGGGCUGGACGAGGGCGCGAGUGGCGUGCGACGCCCCCCCGCCUCUGCCGGAGCGGCCGGCCGGCUCGUGGCGCGGCUACGUCCCGCGCUGGAACGGCACGUUGUGCCCGCUCACGCCCGCGCGCCACUUUGAGUGCUGCUUUCUGCGGGAGGCAAAGGAGGGCGAGGCGCGGGCGGUGUGAGGUAGGGGCAUAGUACUGCCGCGCGCGCUCUCUGCAGGACCGCGCAGGCGCGUGUGUCAGACGGGUGGGAGUCGCGAGCGUGGUCAGUCCAGUGUGGUCUCAGAGUGUCGCACAAGUCGGAGUGGGCGCGGGGGCGGAGAGCUCUCUUGAGUGCUUGAGAGUGUAGCGUUUGGUUAGGUGUUCUUUCCUGUGGCGAUCAGAACGC